Penicillium oxalicum is the source of this 1569-nucleotide messenger RNA. RefSeq lists its product as uncharacterized. NCBI's taxonomy places the organism in Eukaryota, Fungi, Ascomycota, Eurotiomycetes, Eurotiales, Aspergillaceae. The record is from RefSeq and is a predicted model, not a curated record. The transcript has a single exon. Bases 1 to 1569 code for a protein of 522 amino acids.
AUGAUCCUCUCCUACAUUCUGCAUGGCCAUCUUCCGUUCUACGCGCGGAAUCCUCCCCACCCCGACACUUUACUCGAUGCCAAACUGAAAGAUGCCCCCAAUCUACUCACGGCAAAUGUGGAGGCACUGACCGCACACUUUGCGGCUUCCCGCCUGUCAUACUCCACCCAGGCCUUGCCCGUGAAUGUGCUGUUGGAUACCCUCGUGCGGCCCAGCCUGGACGUGGACGACUCCGACUGCACCUCGAAUAUCGCAUGGCGAUCCAUGCCCGAGAAGGCGAUCCCGCAUCUGGUAUUCGGAAAUGCUCCUCGGCCGGGCGGCCAAUGGACGGAAGAUCCCCACGGUGCGAGCUGGGAUAUUCAAACGCUGAGUUAUGCGGCCAUGCUCUCGCUGCCGGGAUAUUCGUUCGCCGAUCAUCAUCGAGUCACGACGGGAGAUGACCUGCCUCCCUUCACGCGACCGACCCGCCGCGAGAUCGCCGACUACUUCCAGGCCUAUCCAGCCGCGGUGCAGAUUGAUGAUGUCUUUCGCUGCGGCGAGCAAGUCAAGGGGAUUUGCCGCACUGCCAAUGGGUUUUAUAUUCAAUCCCAUAACCUUCACUGCCGGCGGCUCGUCCUGGCAAGUGGCAUCUUUUCAGAAAUUCUCCCACCUCCAGCGCUGCUUCAGCCUGUCCUGCAGACACAAUCGACGCCGACGAUCCCGUUGCUCGUGAUCGGCUCGGGAUUCUCGGCCGCCGAUACCAUCAUCUCUGCUUCCGCGGACCAGAAAAUUCUGCACGUGUUUAAAUGGUCUCCCGAGGAUCGCCCAUCCCCGCUCCGAGGAUGUCAUCAGCACGCAUACCCGGAGUAUGCCGGCGUGUAUCGACUGAUGAAGCGAGCUGCUCUGGCAAGCCGACUGAACAAGACACCUCAGCGGCCGAAUGCUCGUCGCGCAUCAUCUAUGCCCUUCCUUGAGUCUCGAAACUGGGACGGGGUUUAUGAAGGGCUUCCCAAUGUGGAAAUCGUGGAUGUUGCAGUCAAAGAGGAUUCAGCUCUGGUCACGUUCCGUUGCGAGGACGGAUCCAAGCUCACUCGGUCGGUUCGGGGUCUCGUCUAUGCGGCCGGGCGACGGGGCACCCUGGACUACCUGGAUCCGAAACUGCGGACCGAAGUGCUCAACCCCGACGAAGCCGACGAUGUGGUCAUCUCCGGUCAGACUCUGCGAGCCAAGGCGCUCGAAGACCUCCAGGUCGCCCCCGGAGUCUAUAUCAUUGGCAGUUUGACGGGCGAUUCAUUGGUUCGCUUCGCAUACGGGGGUUGCGUCGUGACCGCAGGACAUUUGAUCGGGUACCGGGACGGGGAUGGAGAGUCGCGCAGUUCAUGUGGCAGCGUCGUCUCCACUCGACCACCCUCUUCAUCAUUGCAGGCGAUGAACGGGAUGGAUGGUCACCAUAUCUACCCGACCACCGAGGCUGAUCUCACGCGUGAAGAUACCCUCCUGAGCAAGGUUUCCACCAUUCAAACCGCAUCGACCAGUGUGCAGGGUUGGUGGAAGACGGUGAUGCAUCUGUGGAAAGAUUUGACACGAUAG